Molecule: messenger RNA, 567 nt
Organism: Yamadazyma jaroonii
Lineage: Eukaryota; Fungi; Ascomycota; Pichiomycetes; Serinales; Debaryomycetaceae
Source: the annotation of a GenBank genome assembly
AUGUUCGAAUUACCUGACAUUUCAGCAUUGGGAGGUUUAUCGUAUGAAGAGAAAGCAGGAGUAUUGGACAAUUUGUUUGAACCUUGUGAAACUUUAACAAAAGUUCUAAUUGAAAGAUUAUUCACUGGUAAACUGUUCAAUAGUUAUAAAGAAUUAAUAGAGACUUCGAGAUUUGAAUUGCUUGAGUAUUUAAAAGAAGCUGAAAAUGAAUCAAGAACUUCUGGUGAUGAAAUAAGACCUGAAAUAUCAAAGAUUAUCGCAGCUCAUCCAAGACUUGGAGCUCCAAAGACCACUAAGUUGUCAGAUCAUUCAUCAAGUGAACAGAAAUCUUUACAAGGAUCCUCUGAAGAAAGUGAAAAAUUGGCUCAAUUAAACAAAGAAUACGAAUCUACUUUCCCAGGUCUUCGAUAUGUGGUGUUUGUGAAUGGAAGAUCUAGAGCUGUUGUAAUGGACAAUAUGAGACAAAGAAUAGAUAGGAAUGAUAUUAAGUUAGAAAGAAUUGAGGCAUUCAAUGCAAUGUGUGACAUUGCUCUCGAUAGAGCUAAGAAAUUGGGAGCUAAGUUAUAG